Molecule: messenger RNA, 1287 nt
Organism: Metarhizium robertsii ARSEF 23
Lineage: Eukaryota; Fungi; Ascomycota; Sordariomycetes; Hypocreales; Clavicipitaceae
Product: lysozyme
Exons: 3
Coding region: 1-1287 (428 amino acids)
Biological process (GO): peptidoglycan catabolic process; cell wall macromolecule catabolic process
Molecular function (GO): lysozyme activity
Source: RefSeq, a predicted model, not a curated record
AUGCUUAAGAGAUCGGCUACUCUAAUCCUUGGCGCUUCUGCCAUUGUCCAUGCCUGCAGUGCUCCCAAGGCUAAUGAAGCUACCGUCAAGUUCAUUUCCACCUUUGAAGGAUGGUACGACCACGUCUACCCAGACCCUGGACCUCAGCACCUCGAGACUCUCGGAUAUGGUCAUCUUUGCAAGAAGCCUAACUGCGCAGAGGUCAAGUAUCCCUUCCCUCCUCUUUCCAAGGCCGAUGGCUUGAAGCUUCUUAGCGAUGACAUGUCGGUUGCCGAAAACUGCAUCUACCAAGACACAAGCGCCAAGGUCACUCUCAACGCGAACCAGUAUGGCGCUCUUGUCAGCUGGGCAUUCAACGUCGGCUGCGGGAACGUCGCGUCUUCCAGGCUUAUUCGACGUCUCAACGCAGGCGAGGACCCUAAUACCGUUGCUGCCCAGGAACUUCCUCAAUGGAAUAGAGCCGGUGGAAAGGUCCUCCCUGGGCUGACCCGUCGCCGCAACGCCGAGGUUGAGCUUUUCAAGACUCCUACCAAUGAUCCUGCCCUUCCUGCUUGUGUCAACCUGCCUCCUCCUGCUCACACUUCUGAGUCUGAGACCGCCACUCCUACUCACCACGCUACUUCGUCUACCCCUAAGCCUACCAAGACCAGCAGCCAAGAAAGCUCAGAGACUGAGACUGUGUCUACUCACUCUCAUCACACUAACCACACCACAACCAAGACUCACACUCACACUCACACUCAAACAUCGGUCCCGUCUACUCUGUCCACAAUCAAGAGUACCAGCUCAUGGGGUAACUCUACCGUGGCUCCUACGAGUACUGUUAGCUGGACUACUUCAGUUGUCUACACCACCGAGAUUCACACCAUUACUCAGUGUGCUUCGACUGUAACUGACUGUCCUGCUCGGCCUCACACGACCACAAAAACUAUCCCUCUGUACACGACAAUCUGCCCCGUUAUUGAGACUGAAGUUCCCACAAAGGUUCCCACAGCGCAGUCCAGCGUUCAAUCCAGCCUUCAGCCUGCCAGUAAGCCUACUGGUCAACCUAUCAGUCAGCCUGCCGGUCAGCCUACCGAGACAAUUGCACCUGUGCCUAAUGUCUCCACUGGUACGGGCUCUUUGCCCUCACAUGCAGACACAAACACCUGGACUGCGCCCUCGCAGACGUGCAACGGUAACUGCACCCAUGCGGCUCCUUCGAACCGCCCUCCUGUCAGCUCGGGCUCCAAGGCUGGUGUCAACUUUAUCGUCCUGCUGGGUGCUAUCACUGCCGUGGUUUUAUAG